CCAUUCUUUCAGUCUGACUCUGAGUUAUCAGCUGACUGAGCACUUACCUGCGGACGGCAAAUGAAGCAAGCGGCACAGUCAAGUUGUUAUUGUUUGGACGUCAUUCAUUGGUGCAAUGCAAUAAUCGCAAAAUUUUGAGCAAUCCUCACAUACGACCGCAGAUCAGCAAUAAAUGGCUCAAUUUCGAAGCGUAUUAACUGGCGUUCUUAGACGACAAACGCAGUUGCUCGUAAGAGCCAUUCCAUUCUCAUCACAAUCUACCGGCAAAGGGCAUCUGAAGUUAAGCGAUACUUGUGUAAAGCGGUUGAAGGAAAUUUGCGAUGACAAAUCCUUUUUGCGUGUGACGAUUGAGGGUGGUGGAUGUUCCGGGUUUCAGUACAAGUUCGAUAUAGACGACAAAUUAGAGGCGGAUGAUGUGGUGUUUGGUGAGAAAGAUGCACGCGUUGUAAUUGAUCAGACUUCUAUCGAAUAUGUAAACGGAUCGACGAUUGAUUUCCACACCGAGCUAAUACGAUCUGGGUUUAGGAUUAUAAACAAUCCUAAGGCUGAGCAAGGCUGCUCAUGUGGGGCGUCAUUUGCCAUUAAGUUAGAUUGAAGGACUGUUUUCGGAUGUAAAUAUGUUACAUAAUAUCCCCUAGUCGAACAAUUACUAAUAUAUUUAUUGUUUCGAGGUGCA
Molecule: messenger RNA, 676 nt
Organism: Aedes albopictus (Asian tiger mosquito)
Lineage: Eukaryota; Metazoa; Arthropoda; Insecta; Diptera; Culicidae
Product: iron-sulfur cluster assembly 2 homolog, mitochondrial
Exons: 2
Coding region: 173-595 (140 amino acids)
Biological process (GO): iron-sulfur cluster assembly
Cellular component (GO): mitochondrion
Molecular function (GO): 4 iron, 4 sulfur cluster binding; iron ion binding; 2 iron, 2 sulfur cluster binding
Source: RefSeq, a predicted model, not a curated record